This is a messenger RNA of Perkinsus marinus ATCC 50983, 158 nucleotides long. RefSeq lists its product as hypothetical. The annotation marks the transcript as partial. Lineage: Eukaryota; Perkinsozoa; Perkinsida; Perkinsidae. The record is from RefSeq and is a predicted model, not a curated record. The transcript has a single exon.
UCGCUCCCAGGAGGAGAUUAUUGUCUCACCGCGGUAGCAGAGUUUGACAAGAGUUGGAAUAAGACAGAUUCCCCAGACCCCAACGUGCCGCCAUGGAGCCACUUGGUCAACAGUCGUGUCCAAGAUCAUUACUCAUGGAACUGUGAAGCGCCUUCGAG